Molecule: messenger RNA, 475 nt
Organism: Trichogramma pretiosum
Lineage: Eukaryota; Metazoa; Arthropoda; Insecta; Hymenoptera; Trichogrammatidae
Product: histone H2B
Exons: 1
Coding region: 21-395 (124 amino acids)
Cellular component (GO): nucleosome
Molecular function (GO): protein heterodimerization activity; DNA binding; structural constituent of chromatin
Source: RefSeq, a predicted model, not a curated record
GCAAGAUCCCAAUUCUCGCCAUGGCACCUAAAACUAGCGGCAAAGCUGUCAAGAAGUCUGGCAAAGCCCAGAAGAACAUCUCCAAAAGCGACAAGAAAGGCAAGAAGAAAAGGAGGAAGGAGAGCUAUGCCAUCUACAUCUACAAGGUCUUGAAGCAGGUCCACCCUGACACCGGUGUGUCCUCCAAGGCCAUGAGCAUCAUGAACAGCUUCGUCAAUGACAUCUUUGAGCGCAUCGCCGCCGAAGCUUCCCGCUUGGCUCACUACAACAAGCGAUCGACCAUCACCUCCCGGGAGAUCCAAACUGCUGUCCGCCUGCUGUUGCCCGGUGAGCUCGCCAAGCACGCCGUCUCUGAAGGCACCAAGGCCGUAACCAAAUAUACGAGCUCGAAGUAAAUUGAUCUAAAGCAGCUACAACUUACAAUCGGCCCUUCUCAGGGCCAACAAAAUUUUCAUACGUAUGACAAUCUAAUCGA